Messenger RNA from Candidozyma auris, 1209 nucleotides. RefSeq lists its product as uncharacterized. Gene Ontology annotation, molecular function: RNA binding. The transcript has a single exon. The coding region runs from base 1 to 1209 and encodes 402 amino acids. The record is from RefSeq and is a predicted model, not a curated record. Gene Ontology annotation, biological process: mRNA cis splicing, via spliceosome; regulation of alternative mRNA splicing, via spliceosome. Gene Ontology annotation, cellular component: U2 snRNP; U2-type prespliceosome; catalytic step 2 spliceosome. NCBI's taxonomy places the organism in Eukaryota, Fungi, Ascomycota, Pichiomycetes, Serinales, Metschnikowiaceae.
AUGUCUAUUCCACCACUCCAAAUACGAGAUACUAUAGACAAAACGGUAGAAUACGUUCUAAAGAACGGAAAGAGCUUCGAAGAGAGACUUCUCAAAAACAAUACCGACGACAAAUUCUCCUUCAUCAACUCAGAUAGCCCGUACCAUGAAUACUACAAGGCUCAACUCACAGAAAAGAAUAACACAAAAGACGAGCCCAAAGAGAAGAAGGAAGACGAGAAUCCACUUGAAAAACCAGAUGAGCUACUAUUUCUCAUAGAUCUUCCUCCCAUUCUGGCUUACGAUCUCGAUGUGAUGAAGCUCACUGCUUUAUAUGUAGCGUGCAACACAUCCAGACACGCAGACGCCCUUUUCAAGUAUAUGGAGAGCCGAGGAGAUAGAAGCCAAUUUGCAUUUUUGAAGAGGUCACACCUGCUUCAUCCCUUGUUCAUGAAGUUGGUGAAACAAUAUAAAGCGGUGGUAGACCUAGUCGAGAAUCCUGAGGAAAACCAAGACUCGAAGAAACUCCAGGAGGCGUUAGCAGAAGAAAAUACGAACUUGUUCCAAAAAGCAUACAAUCGUGCUGUAUAUGAGCAAAAACAUAAAAUAAAGAAGAAAACUGAAGAAACUGAACGGAAAAACAAGCAGCUCCACUACGCAUCCAUUGACUGGCAGAACUUUACCUUUGUUGCCAAAGUCAACUUUGAUGCGGUGGAUGAAGUGUCAGAGCUUGCAGUGCCAUUGAUGAGAGAAGAUAUCGUUUAUCGAUCUUUGCAAAGUAGGGCUAAGGAAAUAGAGGUACCCACUGCUCAACCAAGAAAAUUACCAUCCAUUGAGGCUGAGGAAGAGAAUAAAGAGGUUGAAGAGACCAAAAAAGAUGAUGCAAUAACCCCGGAGACUAAGCAGCAUAAAGUACCCAAGGGAAUGAAAAUCAAAGCUGCUGGAGAGUCUAGACUUAAAAAGAAGAAAAUGGAGUCGAAACGGACAAUCAAAUGUCCUAUCACAGGUAAACAGAUUCCCGAGGCGGAAUUCGACACCCACUUGCGGGUGCUUCUCCGAGACCCACGUUACCAGGAGCAGCGUAAUAAUUUCAUGAAGAAGAAUUUCACUUACGAGUCCAAUUUGACCACUGACCAGGUUUACGAGAACAUCAAAAGACUCGUGAAAAAACGCAAUUUAUCUGAGGAAGAGGAAGAACAACAGGAGAGGAAAAAAAUUGACGUGAAAUAG